GGGGAUUGUGUUAAUGGACGUGCAACGAAAAAUAAAAACGUGUAAAAAUAUCAAAAUAAAUCAACUUGAUACCCUGUCGAGCAGUGCAAACGAUUUGGACUUCAGAAACUGUACAUUAAUCUUAAAAAUAGGUACACUGGAACAGUGUGCGCAAGUGUCCUGUGCGUGAAUUAAAGUGAUACGGUGCAAAAUGGUCAAUUAAUUUAAUAAUAGAUUCCUAUUUAAAGCAUCGUUCCCAAGAUCGUUCCACUUUUUAUCCACACCUGCUAUAUCCUUGAUAUUUUUAAUGUCACAUGAACGAGUGCCAGUCACAAAAUCAUGUAGAUUCUACGUACGUCUUUACUUUCUGAUUUUCAUCAAGAAAAAACUCAUAAUGGAAGUUGUUAACGUAUUAGACAGAGAAAGUGUUUCAGUUCGUCAUUUGGCAAAGAGGUUUAAUAUUGGGAAAACGCAAGCAGCUGAAAUUGCCAAAAAUAAGGAAGAUAUCAGGAGUAAAUGGCAAUCAGGAACUAAUAUAAAUCAAAAGAAGAAUUUUUUAAAAAAGGAAGCCUGGCAAUAUUGUAUUUACCAAAUGUCAGUUGUCAGUCAACGUCAAGUGACGUGA
This is a messenger RNA of Acanthoscelides obtectus, 604 nucleotides long. The record is from the annotation of a GenBank genome assembly. NCBI's taxonomy places the organism in Eukaryota, Metazoa, Arthropoda, Insecta, Coleoptera, Chrysomelidae.